AUGGAGGUACAAGACUGGAUUGAAUCCUCCGUACGAGCUUUUUUCUGCUUUACUGGCAUUAUAGGAAACUUCUGGUUGGGUAUACGCUCUCUGCCCAAAUCCAGAUCUCAACUACGACCCAAUGACAUUCUCUUCAUUAACUUGGCCGUGUCCAAUCUCAUCACAAAUUGUCUGGUGGACCUACCGGAUACCAUGGCAUACUUUGUGAACAACUGGUUAAUGGGUAAAAGUUACUGUGGCAUGAUCCAGUUUUCUUCAGAUCUCUCGGAGACCAGCAGUAUCUUCUCCACCAUGUUCAUCAGCAUCUACUGGCACCAAAAACUGGUGGGUUCCGUCAGACGCGGUGGAGCUCCAGUGCAGAUGGACAAUUUACGGCUUGUUGGCAUAUUGCUCUGUGGGAGCUGGACAGUGUCAUUUGUUUUCAGCAUUCCUCACUUCUUCAUUGCAGAGCACGAUGGGAAUGAGAGUUUAGAAGUUUGUGAGGAACGCUUCCCAACACCUGGAUACAAGAGGACUUUUGAUGGUCUGUACCUCAUUCUUGCUAAUGCCAUUCCACUGGUUGGGAUAACCUAUGCAAGUGCUCAGAUUGUCUUAAUGCUGCUCCAGAGCCAAAAACGAAUCAAGGGUCAUUCCAAAGAAAUCAAGAGUGGAGCAAAUCCUCCACCAGCAUUUGUAGAUGCAGCGCAAAAGACACAAGUCCGAUCCAACCAGUCCUCAAGUAAUCAGGCGAGGGCGGCCAAAAGUGUGGUGGCAGUAGCAACAAUCUUCCUUAUCUGCUGGUUUACUCACCUUGUGCUCCGGAUCUACAGCAACUUCAGAAACUCGAUUCUGGCAGUGAAGUUGACCAAUUUCAUUGGAGCAACUUACACCUGUUUCGUCCCUUACGUCUACCUGCACGGGGUAAAGAAACUCAACUGCUCAUGUUGGUAA
This is a messenger RNA of Myxocyprinus asiaticus (Chinese sucker), 930 nucleotides long. RefSeq names its product rhodopsin. The coding region runs from base 1 to 930 and encodes 309 amino acids. Gene Ontology annotation, molecular function: G protein-coupled receptor activity. The record is from RefSeq and is a predicted model, not a curated record. NCBI's taxonomy places the organism in Eukaryota, Metazoa, Chordata, Actinopteri, Cypriniformes, Catostomidae. Gene Ontology annotation, biological process: G protein-coupled receptor signaling pathway. Gene Ontology annotation, cellular component: membrane. The transcript has 2 exons.